Closterium sp. Naga37s-1 is the source of this 2301-nucleotide messenger RNA. NCBI's taxonomy places the organism in Eukaryota, Viridiplantae, Streptophyta, Zygnematophyceae, Desmidiales, Closteriaceae. The record is from the annotation of a GenBank genome assembly.
AUGCCUGCGGCCGUCUAUCUUCUAGGGGUUCUUUUCACGCAAGAGUCCUUCAGAACCGCUGCCUUGGCCAACAUGGUCUCUUCCCUUCCCCCCCUCGCACUCUCCUCUCAGAUGCUCAAGGCUCUCAUGCAUGCCUGCGGCCGUCUAUCUUCUAGGGGUUCUUUUCACGCAAGAGUCCUUCAGAACCGCUGCCUUGGCCAACAUGGUCUCUUCCCUUCCCCCCCUCGCACUCUCCUCUCAGAUGCUCAAGGCUCUCAUGCAUGCCUGUGGCCGUCUACCUCCUUGGAGUUCUCUUCACACGAGAGCCUCUGCCUUUUCCAACAUGGUGUCUCCGCUUUCCCCUCCCACACUUCCCCUCCCACACUUCCCCUCCCACACUUCCCCUCCCACACUUCCCCUCCCACACUUCCCCUCCCACACUUCCCCUCCCACACUUCCCCUCCCACACUUCCCCUCCCACACUUCCCCUCCCACACUUCCCCUUCCACACUUCCCCUCCCACACUUCCCCUCUCACACUUCCCCUCUCACACUUCCCCUCCCACACUUCCCCUCCCACACUUCCCCUCUCACACUUCCCCUCCCACACUUACCCUCUCAGAUGCUCAAGGCCCUCAUGCUUGUGGCCGUGGCUCCUAGGAGUCCUCUUCACCCGAGAUUCAUCAGAACCUCUUCUCUACCCUUCCUCCGAACCCCCCCUUUCACGCCCCUCCCAGAUGCUCAAGGCCCUCAUGCCAGGCGUUUCGAACCUCUGCCUUCGCCAAACAUGAUGCUCAAGGCCCUCAUGCCUGUCGCCGUCUACCUCCUCGGAGUCCUCUUCUCUCGAGAGACCUUCCAAUAUUCUCUGACCCUCGACUCGUGUGUUCUCUUCUCUCCCACCCCCCACGGUCUCCCCCAUACACGCCCCUCUCAGAUGCUCAAGGCCCUCAUGCCUAUCGCCGUCUACCUCCUCGGAGUCCUCUUCACACGAGAGGCCUUCCGAACCUCUUCGCUACCCUUCCUCCCCCACCCCUCCCCCUCUUUCACGCCCCUCUCAGAUUCUCAAGGCCCUCAUGCCAGUCGCAGUCUAACUUCUCAGAGUCCUCUUCACGCCAGAGUCGCUGUGUAUCUCCUCGGAGUGCUCUUCACACGAGAGGUCUUCAAAACCUCUGCCUUUGCCAACAUGGUCGCCAUCACAGUGGGGGUGGCCGUGGCAGCGUAUGGGGAGGCGAAUUUCAACCUUACCGGGAUAAAGUCUUCCGCAAACACGGUAGCCAUCACAGUGGGGGUGGUGGUGGCGGCGUAUGGGGAGGCGAAUUUCAACGCCACUGGAGUGCUGCUGCAGCUGGGGGCUGUGUGCUUCGAGGCCAGGCGCCUUGUUCUCAUUCAGAUCCUCCUGACAGCCAAGGGCGUGUCUCUCAACCCAAUCACCUCCCUCUUCUACAUCUCUUCAGUCUGCCUCCUCUUCCUCUCCCUCCCCUGGCUGCUGGUCGAGUACCCUCGCCUCGCUCCCAUCUCCCACCUCUACUUUCCGCGCCUCUCUCCCUCCCUUUUGCGCCUACUUCUCACCCCUUCCCACACCUUCUUAUUGCCUUUUUUUUUGGUAUCUCCCUUUUCCUGUCUCCUCUCCUUCCCUUCCUUGCAGAUCCUCCUGACAGCAAAGGACGUGUCCCUCAACCCCAUCACAUCCCUCUACUACAUCUCGCCCGUCUGCCUCCUCUUCCUCUCCCUCCCCUGGAUUCUCAUCCUCCUGACAGCCAAGGGCGUGUCUCUCAACCCCAUCACAUCCCUCAACUACACCUCUUCAGUGUUUCUUGGAGCCUCUCCCCUCACUCCCCACCCCCCCUUCCCUAUCAUUCUCCUUCCCUUCCCUGCAGAUCCUCCUGACAGCAAAGGGCGUGUCUCUCAACCCCAUCACAUCACUCUACUACAUCUCCCUCGUCUGCCUCCUCUUCCUCUCCCUCCCCUGGCUCCUCCCCUGGCUUCUGACACCUUAUUCAACCCUUUCCUCUCUCCUGCUCUUUCUCUGUAUUUUUCCUAUCUCCAAACCUUCGCAUCCCCACAGAUCCUCCUAACAGCUAAAGGCGUAUCCCUCAACCCCAUCACAUCCCUCUACUACAUCUCCCCCGUCUGCCUCCUCUUCCUCUCCAUCCCCUGGCUACUCGUCGAGUACCCUCGCCUCGCUCCCUCUCUCACCAUCCCCGCUCAACCUGCGCUCGUCCUUUUCCUCGCCAACUGCGCGUGUGCCUUCUCGCUCAACCUCGCUGUGUUUCUGCUCAUUGGGAAAACGUCAGCUCUCACCAUGAACGUGGCAGGUACGUAG